GACUUUGAAGAAACCGUUUCCAAUGUCUGGUGUCCGGGGUCGCGGUACCGUCCCGAGCCGCCCGAGGCCCUCGCCAGGGCGUCUCACUUCACACAGCACGAGAUUAAAUUGAUGUAUCGAGGAUUUAAACAGGAGUGUCCGACGGGCGUGGUGGAUGAAGAAGCCUUCAAGAACAUCUUCUCCCAGUUCUUUCCUCUGGGAGACGCCACACAAUACGCCCACUUCGUGUUCAACACGGUCAAACACAAGCAGACAGGGAAACUAAACUUCGAGGAGUUCCUCGACACUCUCUCCCGUGUCGCACGCGGUUCUCGUCAGGAGAAGCUCUCGUGGGUUUUCGCUUUAUACGACGUGGAUGGGGAUGGCCGUAUCUCCCGCAGUGAGAUGCUGGCUGUCGUGCGAGCGGUCUAUGAGCUGCUGGGUCGGGCUGCGGCUCCUCCCAUCCACAAGGCGGCUGCUGAAGAUCAUGUGGAUAGGAUCUUUCAUCUGAUGGACACAAACGCGGAUGGCGUGGUGACGCCGGAUGAGCUGGCGCGGUGGAUGACUCGCGACCCCGCGCUGCUGCGCUCGCUGGACACGCUGGACACCGUCUUGUGAUCGCGGGAGGAGCGCGACGUGUGCGAGUCGGGCGCCCGCCGCGCUCUCG
This is a messenger RNA of Vanessa tameamea, 646 nucleotides long. RefSeq names its product Kv channel-interacting protein 4-like. Lineage: Eukaryota; Metazoa; Arthropoda; Insecta; Lepidoptera; Nymphalidae. The transcript is spliced from 5 exons. The record is from RefSeq and is a predicted model, not a curated record. Gene Ontology annotation, molecular function: calcium ion binding. Bases 112 to 597 code for a protein of 161 amino acids.